Vicia villosa (hairy vetch) is the source of this 1543-nucleotide messenger RNA. RefSeq names its product F-box/FBD/LRR-repeat protein At3g14710-like. The record is from RefSeq and is a predicted model, not a curated record. Gene Ontology annotation, molecular function: protein binding. The transcript is spliced from 4 exons. Bases 170 to 1543 code for a protein of 457 amino acids. NCBI's taxonomy places the organism in Eukaryota, Viridiplantae, Streptophyta, Magnoliopsida, Fabales, Fabaceae.
GAGAGUGCUAGGAUUAGUAUGAACUACUGUAUUACCGAAGACACGCAAUGGCGAAGCGGUAACCAAGAAGAUUAACAGAAAGCAGAAAGAAAAGAAACAACUUUGAUCAUCAUCAUCAUCAUCUUGCUAAACUAAGAAAAUCAGUAAGCAGUUGGAAACUAUUAUAUAAAUGGAAUGCAUGGCUAGUAGUACUUCAUCAUCUGUUAGGCCUAAGAAGAAUGAUAAGGCAAAAGAGGAUAUAAUCAGUAAGCUACCUGAUUCACUUAUAACUCACAUUCUCUCUAUUCUUCCUACAAAAGACGCGGUUCGGACAAGUGUGUUAUCUAAAAGAUGGAUAGAAAGAUGGACAUUAAUCACCAAGAUGGAUUUUAAUGACACCUUGUUUUACACUCGCAAGAGAAAGAAAUCCCGUGGCAAACAAAGCUUCGUAAACUUUGUCUACCGAACUCUUAUUUUAUCGAAACUUUACCUCAUGGUGGAAAGUUUUUCUCUUUUCCUCACUAACAACGAGUAUGAUGCAACUAUGGUUAAUACAUGGAUCUCUUGCAUCUUGAGUCGGGGAGUGAAAAAACUUCAUAUUCACACCAAUUUUGAAGUUGCUUUCUCUCCUCUUACAUCUCAUUCGCUUUUCAAUCGCUCCUAUUAUUUAGAAGAAUUGGUGUUAGAGAUGUAUUGUUGUGCUUGUGCCAUCAAAGUUUCUCCUGGCACUUAUAUUUCUUUGGGAAGCCUAAAAAUACUCAAGUUGGAUGGAGUUAUAUUUACCAUGGACAAUCCUUUACGCAUUGUUUUCAGAUUAUUGGAAAAGUUUGAAACAAAAAACUGCUCUUGGUUAAGUGCUCAUGAUCUUACUAUUGAAGCACCUCUUCUUCAAAGUAUUUUAAUAGUACUAGACUGUGAGCCAUUAACUCGUGAGCCACGUAGCUGCACAAUCAAAUUUUCUGCUUCAUGUAUGAAAGAAUUCACUUAUGAAGGUAUUGGUGGUAUAUCACAGCCCAUUGUUCUGUCAAAUCCUUCCGCAGCCCGUGACACUUUUGUUAAGAUUAUGUUGCAAAGGACUGGGAGUGGAUCAUUUGCUUGUCUCCUUCUCAAACAAUUUAGUCAAGCGAAGCGUAUCGAAUUUCACAGAUCAGAGGUUCUCACACAACCAGAUAUGAUUGUUCUACCAAGAUUUGCAAUGUUGAGCCAUUUGGAUCUUGGCGUUGUUACUGGUGAAGUUUUGUUGAGCUUACUUCAAAAGUCUCCUAUUCUCAAUACUCUAGUUUUAAAGGAAAUAUCAACAUUUGACCAAGUGCUUCUGAAUUCUGCUGCUGUGCCCGAGUGUUUGGCAUCAAGUCUCCGAUUUGUGAAAUUUGGAAGUGUCGAUGGAUCCGAGCAUGAGUUGUUUUUGGCUAAAUAUUUUAUGGAAAAUGGGAUAGUGCUUGAGAGAAUGAGUUUCGCUGUCAAUUUAUGGCUGAGUAAAUCUAAGGCCAUUGAAGAAUUUAAGGAGAAGUUGUAUGGAUUUAAGAAAGGAGUCUCUUUUGCUAUACUUGAAUUUUAUCAUUAG